This is a messenger RNA of Cercospora beticola, 1169 nucleotides long. It is a transcript of the gene RPS19, whose product is annotated as 40S ribosomal protein eS19. NCBI's taxonomy places the organism in Eukaryota, Fungi, Ascomycota, Dothideomycetes, Mycosphaerellales, Mycosphaerellaceae. Gene Ontology annotation, molecular function: RNA binding; structural constituent of ribosome. The record is from RefSeq and is a predicted model, not a curated record. Gene Ontology annotation, biological process: ribosomal small subunit assembly; translation. Gene Ontology annotation, cellular component: ribosome; cytosolic small ribosomal subunit.
UGGCACGAAUCCACUCUCACAUUUCGCAUAUCCGUCAACCCACGGCUUGAUCCAGCACCGCACAAACACCACCCAACGCUCUUCUUCGCCGAUCGACCACAAGAGCCUCGCUCGCCACUACCGUCAAGAUGCCUGGUGUUUCCGUUCGCGAUGUCCCUGCCGACAAGUUCAUCGAUGCCUACGCUGCUUUCUUGAAGCGUCAGGGCAAGCUCCCAAUCCCAGGUUGGACCGAUACUGUCAAGACCUCCCACGCAAAGGAGCUCCCACCUCAGAGCCAGGACUGGUUCUACAUCCGCUCUGCUGCUAUCGCCCGCCACAUCUACAUGCGCAAGACUGUCGGUGUCGGCCGCCUCAGGAAGGUUCACGGUGGCACCAAGAACCGUGGCUCGCGCCCAUCGCACCACGUCGACGCCUCCGGUGCCGUUGACCGCAAGGUCAUGCAGGCUCUCGAGAAGAUUGGUGUCCUCGAGCAGGAUGAGGAGAAGGGUGGCCGCCGCAUCACCCAGUCUGGCCAGCGUGAUCUGGACCGUAUCGCCCAGACCACCGUCGAGGCUGAGGAGGAGGAUGAGGAUGACGAGUAAAUGUCUGAAUUAUCACGACCAAAAGCAUUUGAUACAGGGUGACAGGCAGGAUACUCGAUGCAUUUCAAUGGCGCGGCGUUCCGGGAUACUGGCAGCGUAACAUGCUGCUGGUAGGAGCCGGCUUAGUGACUGAAUGAACCAGCUUGAUACCCAAUUCAGUCUUUGCCGUCUCUGUUCCUUCUCACGUUGCCUUCAGCUGGUCACGUUCCACUUCCGGAUGCUUGCAUCGUAGAUCAUUUCCAGACAAUGCUGAAGAUAACGGCAGUGCGCAAAGACUUGAACCUGCCAACCUGCGUAGUGAUCCGAAAGGCCCGCAAAUGAUGUGGAAACGAUGUGACCAGAAGAGUGACAGCAGGCGCCGACUGGCCAAGAAUUGAUGUGGCGGUAGCACUGGGGCAACACUGUCGUUUGCCAUUGGCACUGGUAUCGUGCAGCGAGGGGCCAACUCGAGCAGAGCAUGUGGAUUAGAUCGUGAAGUCCGACAAUUAAGAGGAGCUUUGAAAGCAGGAAAUGUUACUUCGUAUAGCGACUUCAAACAGGCGUGAAAUACGAGGUCAACUCUAAGAGAGCGCACGAAGAAAACCAUCU